Messenger RNA from Gordionus sp. m RMFG-2023, 2739 nucleotides. RefSeq lists its product as uncharacterized. Lineage: Eukaryota; Metazoa; Nematomorpha; Gordioida; Chordodea; Parachordodidae. Gene Ontology annotation, biological process: nuclear-transcribed mRNA catabolic process, nonsense-mediated decay. The record is from RefSeq and is a predicted model, not a curated record. The coding region runs from base 1 to 2739 and encodes 912 amino acids. The transcript has 15 exons.
AUGGAGAUUAUGAAUGAAUUCCAGGAUUUAGCGCAGGAUUAUAUAGAUAAUAGACCUCCGAGUUUAUCGCAUGAUCUAUCUUUACUCUCCCUUGAUUCAAAAGAAUCGAAAUCAUCUAUCCCCAAGUACGGAACUAUAGAUCAAAUUUGUACUGAAAAUAUGGGAGAUAAUCUUACUAAAUCUAAGACGCAGGGACGGAAUUCCUUCGAUUCCAAAAAACAAUUGAGCGAUUUUUACACAUUUUUGACCCAAUUGACCCCUGAACAGUCAGCUCAUCUUCCACCCGCCUGGCCUGCAUCUAGGCCGCUUUGCAAAUACUCUCUCAGCGCUUACAAUAAUAAAUACGAGCUUUUGAAGGCCGAACCCGAACCUCUCUUGUACGAUUUUCCUUUGGCCAGUGCCCACUCUGAUAGAUUUUCCCAAUUCCUCGUUGGUCAUAUUGCUAGUAAGAGGCAAGAAUCGCCUAUCAUAUAUAAUGACAGUCUGGAGGAGCCAAAUUUCUUCCUACUUAACGGGCUUGAAACGAAUUUGUAUCACCACCAUAAUCAAUUUAUGAAUUCAAACCUUCCAGACCCAAGCCCUAGCCAACUAUUAGCUCCAAAUUAUGCUGAAGGCUUUGUCAAACUACUUAACAAAAGAAUCCCUUGUCAUGAUUCUCAAGUUCGUAUGGCUGAGGCAGAAGAUAAACGAACUACUGAAAUUAUAGGCGAUAAUGUGAUCGUUGAUCGCUGCCAAAUGACCAUAUACUGUGUCCCUUUGCUGGAUCUCAUAUUCGCACAUUUGUUUGUGCCGAAGCCGGAAUCUAUUCCUGAAAAACUUACUUCACCCUCAAACGAAUCACAAGCUUUUGAUGCCAAUAACUCAGGGAUCAAAGACUGCUCUACACUUUGCAAUACCUUUUUGAGUGACAGAUCUAAUCCAUAUGGGCAUAUAUCCAAAUUAAUAUGCAAUAGUGCUAGUGAAUUGGCCCUCAAGUACUUUAAAGACAAUAUCUUUUCAAACAACCAAAGGAGAGAAGAGUGCAAUAUCAAAAGAUUCAUAGAACUACUUAAGUCUACGUCGGUAUUCUUUCAUCGCAAUGCUAGAGGAAAUUCUGGAUUUGUAGAGUCAAGGAGCCGAGAGCUAAUGCUAAAAUGUUUCAAAAUGUACUAUCGCGAUGAUAAAAUAGUCAAGCUUUGUCCGGCUAUGAAUUUAUUUGGAAAGGGGUGUGUUUGUGAACUUCACUUAUACAUUCCGGAACUGUCCCCUUCACAAUCACAUUUGAAUACUGAGCACAAAAUAGAAAUGUCUCUUCCAUCCCAACCCCCGCUUAACCAACAAGAUCGUGAGUCAAAAAUGGAAAAUCUGGAAUAUUCUGAGUUGCUUAUUGAUCUUAAAUGCGAAAACCACUCUACUUCAUACAAAAGUAAUAUUGCCCAAGGUAAAAGAUCAGAAGGGAACAAAAAUUCCGCCGAAAAUUUGCCAAAUAUCGUCCACCUUUCUUGUGAUUGUGGAUUUACCUUUGGUAGUUUAGAAGGACGCCAUACUUUUACCGUUAAGAAAGCUAAUUACAAUUUUUACGAAGAGAUGAGGCUAGCAUGUUGUUACAAAAGGUUUAAAAUUGUUUUAUCCAAAUUUUUUCCAUCUUCGGGCCUGAAUGCUGAUGAUUGCAAGGAUAAUGUUGAAAUGCCUCACAUAUCUAUCGCCAACAGCGUAUUAAACGUCAUUAAGCCUGAAUGGAAACACUUAGAUUUAAUUGAAAAUAUCUUUGGAUUAGCCAAAGAUAACAAUACUACCUCCACCACCAGCCCAAAAAUGAAUAAGAAACUGAAAUACACACUUUUACUCAAACAUAUUUAUCGACAGAACUUCUCCAUGAAUUAUGUCUAUGUAUCCUCGUACCUAGAAUUCAAGUGCAAUCAAAAUGAUCUUUCUUUAUCUCAAAAUCUCGAUUUCUCUUCUUGGUCCUUGGUUCAUUAUGGUCCAUUCAUAUCCUACAUUCCAGAUAUUGGAUUAGAUAUGCCCAAUUACUUACCCCACUCCAAUAAGCUUUUAUCCUGGUACCACAAGAUUCAACAUGUCAAAACUACAAAUGACAAAAACUCAGGAGGGAUGGAUCAAGAAGAUUCUUUUCAGGCUACUACUUUAUUGUUCUACCUUGGAUUUGAAUAUGAAUGCGUUUACGGAAAGCACAAAUUCAUAGCGAAUUCAGUUGAAGAUGGUUUUACGGUUUCGACAAAGAAAAAAUAUAUGCAAGCGGAUCAUUUACUCCGCACCGAAAUGCCACUCUACCGCCUUUGUCCUUGCGCCAAAACUCAAGUCUCUACCACCAUAUUAAGUCACACUACUAGCAAAUAUCUAGCUAGGCUCAACAAAGUAUACAUAGCUAUACCGAACGCACCCAUUCAUGUUACCCUUAGCCCUAAAAUCCGAUUUUCCAAGAAAAAAUUUAAAGGUGAUGACUCAGAACUGCUUGACGAUGAUGCAUGGCCUGAGGAAGGAUUAUUUUCCCAAAAUGAAGCCGAUUCGUUCGUAUUUAUGCCCGAUUUAGCGAAAACCGAUUUGAAAUUAACGUCGAACUCGUUUUGGGCUCUCAAAUUUCCGUUUUUAUACUACAGUCAUUUGGGUUUGCAUUCAAAAUCAACCUUUAACUUAAAUGAUACAAUCCCCAGAAAAAAUGCUUAUUCAGACGGAAAUCUGCUCAAGAAUAUUUUUAUCGUCGAAAUGUCGAAGCCUAUUUUAAAAAAGAAUUUAUCAUAA